This is a messenger RNA of Prunus armeniaca (apricot), 273 nucleotides long. The record is from the annotation of a GenBank genome assembly. Lineage: Eukaryota; Viridiplantae; Streptophyta; Magnoliopsida; Rosales; Rosaceae.
AUGACGUCACACCUUCCCUUCGGAAGUCUCCCUUUCGAAGCUUGGAAGGAUGACGUCACACCUUCCCUUCGGAAGGCUCCCUUCCGAAGCUUGGAAGGCCCUCUCGCGACGUCACACCUUCCCUUCGGAAGGCUCCCUUCCGAAGCUUGGAAGGAUGACGUCACACCUUCCCUUCGGAAGGCUCCCUUCCGAAGCUUGGAAGGACACGCGAUGACGUCACACCUUCCCUUCGGAAGGCUCCCUUCCGAAGCUGGGAAGGAGACCUCGUGCUGA